AUGAGAUAUAAAGGCAAUAAAGCUAUGUGUGGAACUAGAUUAUUUAGCACAAGCUUAUGUUUGUCAAUUUCGGAAGGUUUAGGACCUACUCAUAGUAGAAUAAACUUCAAUUUAGGUUAAUUAGAUAAUAAAAAUAUCAAUUAACCUGAUAUUUUUGAAGAUUUAAUUGAAAUAGUUAUCCAUGAAAUAACUCAUGUAUUGGGUUUUAGUAAAAAAUUUAUCAAUAAAUGGGUAAAUACUGACGGAUCUCCUCAUGUUGACCCUAUUAUUAUAUAAGAAAUAAGGGGAGCUGAAGUUAAAUUGCUUAAAACUCCUAACGUUUUGAAGUAUGCUCGAGAAUAUUUCAGGUGUUCUACUUUACCUGGUAUGCCUCUUGAAAAUUAUGGAAGCGAUAGUUCUCAUUGGGAAAGCACAGUUAUUCAAAACGAAUACAUGAUAGCAUAUCAGUCAAAUACUUAACUCUUUUUUAGUAGUUUUACAACCAAUCUUUUAAGAGACACAGGCUUCUAUGCUACAAUUAACGAAUCUAUGGAAGAAAAAACAUACUAUGGAAAAGGAUAAGGCUGUUAAUAUGUCUUAGGUUAAUGCAGAACUGACAAAAGAGAACAUUGUAAUGAGGAUGAUUAGUAUUUAUAAGAAAUGUCAGUUAUAGGAUUUAACGGAAUAAUUAGAUGUCCUGAAAACAUAUAAGAAUUUUGUGGCUAUAAAAAAAUUUGUCCAAAUUUCUGUAGUGCAAAUGGAUAUUGCAAUAACAAUAAGUGUUAUUGUAUAAAAGGAAUAAAUAGUGUAGAUUGCAGUAGUAAUAAAUCUAUAUGA
Ichthyophthirius multifiliis is the source of this 816-nucleotide messenger RNA. Its product is annotated as leishmanolysin family protein, putative. Gene Ontology annotation, biological process: cell adhesion; proteolysis. Lineage: Eukaryota; Ciliophora; Oligohymenophorea; Hymenostomatida. Gene Ontology annotation, cellular component: membrane; cytoplasm. Gene Ontology annotation, molecular function: metalloendopeptidase activity. The transcript is spliced from 3 exons. The record is from RefSeq and is a predicted model, not a curated record.